Molecule: messenger RNA, 5348 nt
Organism: Photinus pyralis (common eastern firefly)
Lineage: Eukaryota; Metazoa; Arthropoda; Insecta; Coleoptera; Lampyridae
Gene: mop
Product: tyrosine-protein phosphatase non-receptor type 23
Exons: 16
Coding region: 235-4950 (1571 amino acids)
Biological process (GO): protein dephosphorylation; early endosome to late endosome transport; protein transport to vacuole involved in ubiquitin-dependent protein catabolic process via the multivesicular body sorting pathway
Cellular component (GO): endosome
Molecular function (GO): protein tyrosine phosphatase activity; protein binding
Source: RefSeq, a predicted model, not a curated record
UAAUUGACAGAUGACAGAUCUGACAUAUAAUCAGUUGAUAACUCCCUUCAUUACUUUUUAAAUUAAAUUAUCAGUUGCAAUUAGUCAUUAAAUGUUUACAUUACAGCGUAAUGCAAGAACACAAACUAGUAAUUUAUUUAUAAAUAAAAUUCACACAAGUGCUAUCGGUGGAAAUUUAGAUAUAUACUUUGAAUAAUUAAAUUAAGAAGGGGCGGAAAUUUUAAAUUGCUAAUAAUGGAAGCUGUACCAAGAUUGCCUAUGAUAAGUUUCGACUUAAAAACCAGCACGGAGGCUGCCUCUUUCUCUUCGAAACUCAAGCAGUAUAUAUCAAGUUUUUAUCAUGAAGACCCUGAAGGCUACAAUACUGAAAUUCAUAAUUUGGAGACGCUACGUUCGGCUGCAGUACGCCCAGCCAUUGAUGUCUCCGGUUGUCAAAUGCUUAAAAAGUAUUAUUGUCAACUGCAUUUCUUAAAGUCGAGAUUUCCGAUGGAGGACGGACAGCCUUGUGCUGUUUACUUUUCUUGGCGGGACAAUUAUUCUAACAUGGUUUGUUCGGUGGCUGAUAUUGACUUUGAGCUAAUGAAUAUCCUUUUUGAUAUUGGAGCUGUUCACUCCAAGUUAGGGGCAGAGGAUAGUAGAGUAAAUCCAGAGGGAAUGAAAUUGGCGUGUACACAUUUUCAGUGUGCUGCAUGGGCUUUUCAGACAGUGCGAAAGGAGUACCCUCAGAUGGUUAGUUUAGUAAUUGCUCCUGAGGUUAUUCAGUUUAUGCAGUUGAUUUGUUUCGCGCAAGCUCAAGAGUGUAUCUUGGAAAAAAGUAUGAUGGAUAACAGGAAAGCUGCCAUUAUUGCUAAAGUUGUUGUUCAAGUGGUUGAUUACUAUAAGCAGGCCCUGAGUACCUUACAGUCGACAGAAGAUGGUUCCUUAAGUGAUUUGGUUGGCAGCCGCACUUACAAGGACUGGCUCAAGUAUAUCAAUUUUAAGAUUGUAUAUCACAAGGCUAUCGCCUUGUUGUAUCAAGGCGAGCAUGCGGAAGAACAACAAAAAAUGGGCGAACGGGUGGCUUUUUAUCAAGCCGCAUCGGACACUUUACAAGAAGCAUAUAAAAAGGCUAAAGACCUGCCUAAUCAACCAGAAAUAAGUGAAUCUUUGGCAUUUACCACUGAUGUCAUUGAAGGUAAGAAGAAAGCGGCCAAGAACGAAAACGAAUUCAUAUACCACGAAGAGGUGCCAGAGAUGGACGCCUUACAGGAAGUAAGGGGAGCCUCUUUAGUGAAGGGAAUUGCGUUUAGCGUCAAUGACACAGAAGUAUCCGGCCCUGAUAUUUUUGCAAAAUUGAUACCAAUGGAGGCUCAUGAAGCAUCGUCACUAUACAGUGAGCAGAAGGCCAAUUUACUUCGAAAUCUGGGUGAAGCAGUCGAAAACAAAGACAAAGCUUUGGCUGCGUUCAUGUCAUCACUGCAUUUAGAUGGACUUUCACAGAUGCGACAAGCUAGUGGUAUCACUCAGGAUGUAAUAGAUAGGGCCGCAGCUAUGAGUGCAAAACCUACAGCUAUUCAAGAUCUAGUGAAAUCUAUGUCGCAACUUUCCAAUAUUUAUCACGAUGUAGAAUCGAUGCUGGCGGAAAUUGAAACCUUGAUAAAAGAGGAAGAGCAAAAAGAAAAGGAUUAUCAGUCGCAACUGGGCUCUCGUCCGCCGAGCAUAAUCGCUACCGAUCUAACGCGAGAAUACACAAAAUAUCACGAGGCCCAUUCGAAAGCUUGCGAGUCUAACCAAAAUUUGCACAAGGCUAUGACAACGCAUAGUGCAAAUUUGAAAAUACUCUCUCUCCCUCUAGCCCAGAUAAAUCAACAGAUACCCGCGAUCGAAUUCCCGAAUUCCAACAUAAAUGAAGACCAUAUUACCGAAAUGGAAGCUUUGCUUGCAAAGGUGGACGAAAUGAAAAAACAAAGAGCGAUGUUGUGGGCACAGUUCCACGAUGCGGUAAAGAAUGAUGAUAUAACAGCUCGUUUAGUUACUUGCACACCUCAAUUUACCAAAGAGCAGUUAUUUGAAGAAGAAAUUGGCAAGCAUCGCAAUCAGGCGGCAGUGAUAGAGCAGAAUAUGGCAGCGCAAGACAAUAUCUUAAAAGCGUUGGUCGAUGCGUACGCCAGAUUUACCCCUACACGACGUUAUAUACAGGACGUGUUAACAAGAAGGGCGCACAUGCUAAAUUCACUAAACGUAUCCUUCGAUACGUACGAUGACCUAUUGGCUAAAGCAAAUAAAGGUCUCGAAUUUUAUACUAAACUUGAAACCAAUGUUUCCAAACUGUUGCAACGUAUCAAAAGCACCUGUAAGGUGCAAGAUGAAGAGCGCGAACAAAUUUUGGCGAAACAAAACAAGCCUACCGUCCAAAGUACGGGGCCAAAAUUGAAAGACUACUUAGAAGCCAAACAACUCGACAAUCUAGAUGUAAGAAGAGUCGAUAAUGUAUCACCGGUACCAGUGUUGGAUUCGUCGUACUCCGCCGUUAUAUCUGGACCAUUAAAAAAUAUCUCGGAUCCAAAAUGGCCUCCAGCCGUGCGACCCGCACCAUUGGGUUCGGAAAUGAACACUGAAGCAGUGCCAUCGUUUGGAAAUGAACAAAGUUUUUAUCCCCUCUAUAAUCAAUCUGCUAACUUAAAUCCGUAUUAUAAUAAUUCAGCAUACGUUACAGCAGCUACAAGUUUGCCCCAAACAACGACUACUUUUACAUCUAAUGCUAACUACCCCUACACGUCUUAUGAUAGUAAAAGUAUGGAGCAGGAUUUAAGUGCCAAAAUGGCCGGGUUGAUGACUUACAAACAACCACAAAGCACUGACUACAGUGCACAAUCAUUCAAUCAGCCACAACCUGAAGAGAUCUCGUCGAGUACCAGGAAAAGUAGUGCUGAUACCAGCUACGGUGCUAUGUAUGCUGGAAAUUAUCCAUACCAAACGCCCGCUUACACAUACGGUACUACACAACCUCAAAAUUAUCCAGUUGUUAGCACCCCAAAUACUUCAGCAUUGCCACACUAUCAACCUGCUGAUAGUUAUUCGCAAAGCAAUGCGUAUAUGCAACGAGCUGAUACUUACAGCCAGGGACAAAAUCAUGUUUAUGACCAAACAAUAAGUUCUCAAGGGCAGGCAGUACAACCUUCCAUACCGUCAUCAUACCCACAGACCUGUUAUAUGCAAACUCAAUUCCAGACGGUUCCAACUUAUUCACAGAGUGACAGUUAUGUUCAACCUGUGCCGCCAACUUCUAAUUAUGCUCCAGGAACUUAUGAAAGUUAUGCUUCAGUGGGAACAUUACAUAAUGCCUCUUACACACAGACUAGCAUGGGGACAUAUAAUUACACACCAAGUGUUAACCCAACUGCGAGCACAUAUUCUGAUGCAAGUGCUGCAUAUGCGCCUGAAAACACAUAUGCUGCACCUAAUUCCACUUACCAAAAUUACUCAGUCACAUCUACCGACGUGUAUCCAGCGUACUCGGGCGGAGUGUACCAACAGUAUGGUAGUCAAUUUGGUGGUAACUAUGAUGCACACAAUAAUUACUAUGUUGCUAAUGGUGUGGCUAGUCAACCUCAUCUGCAAUACACUGGCGUGACGCCAAUAACCGCGGCAGAGACCACGUCCAACUAUCAGUUACCACCCACUACCGCGCAGUCAUUACCAUCAAUACAACCGCAACAGGUGGCGCAGGCCAAAAAGGUUGCUUCUAACAUUGAUUUAUUAUCAGGAUUGGACUUUACUAUUAAUCAGGCACCCCUAGUCCCUCAACCUAACAAAAUUGAAAAUACGACGAAGGACGUUCCCAGCACAAAGCCGCCUGAGCAGAUACCUGUGAGGCCAGCCGUUAAGUUGGAUGAAAGGGAAAGUAAACCUGUCUUAAAACCUGUUAUGCAAAAGAAACCAAUCGAAAGAAACUCAUUCCAAGAUCCUGAUUUAAUUAAGCAGUUUACUCAAGAAGUUGAAAAGUUGGAAAAGUUUGUUGACAUACUAUCCACAAAAACGCUGAGUGGGCCAACCUCGCUCGAACUGAAGUGGAAAGAAAUUCAGGAUAGGCAAGAUGCGGAGCAGCACCGGAAAAGCAUUUCGGUUGCUAGGUGUUACCCGAUGAAAAAUCGGUUUCCCGAUAUACUUCCCUAUGACCAAACUAGGGUGGUAUUGAUCGGCAGAAAAGAUGACUACAUUAACGCGUCUUACAUCAAGGACAUCAGUCCGAAUUCUCCUGAGUUUAUUGUCACGCAGUGCCCAUUAUCGUCCACAUUCCACGAUUUUUGGGUAAUGGUGUGCAACGAAAAUGCGGAAUUAAUUCUAUGUUUGUUAAAUGACAAUGAGAUAGGGAAUGAUAAAUACUGGCCGGUAAGCAAACCGCUAACAGUUGGCAAUUACUUAAUAUCGAUGACGAAUCAAAUUGUAAAACCAUAUUGGACGGACACAGAAAUAUUAAUCAAUGAGCCUGAUGAACGUAUACUACGUAAGAUUCGUCUUAUACAAUUCACUGCAUGGCCUAGCAGUUUAUUCCCAUUAACAUCAAGUGUCAGCAGUUUUCUGACGGAAAUAUUAAACGACCCAACAGUUCACACGAAACCGAUAGUGUUACAUUGUUUCGCUGGAAUUGGUAGAAGUGGCUUAUUAUGCUUGCUGUUAAGUGCCAUUACGGAAAUACUUGUAAAUCCAUCGUCGAUACCCGAUCUACCACUGCUUGCGACUAAAUUAUCAUCCGCAAGGAAAAACAUCGUUAGAGAUCGCGAACAUUUCAAGUUUGCCUAUCAAGUUUUGUUACACUUUCUAAAGGAUUUUAUUGCGAAACAUGUUCUGAAAAAGGUUGUUCUCGAUGAUAGUUUUACUAAAAUUGACGUACAGGCUGCUCCUGAACAGCCUUCAGAUGAUCCGCUCAGCUUAUUAGAUCCGUUAUGGGCUACUAAAAAGGGAGCGUAAGGCGUUUAUUGUUGAGUACUGUUGUUAAUUAUUUAAAUUUUGUGUCAUGCUUCUUUUAUGUUAGAGAUUUCAGUAGUUACAGCAAUUUAAUAAGAGUCAUUAUUUACAAAUAUAUAUUUUAUCUAUGGUACAAAGAACAAAGGGAGUUUUGGUGUAUGUAAUUUUGAAUAGUUUGUAAUACAAAGUGCAGAUAAUUUUUACCAAGGUGGGCCUUGAGAGACUGACUAUUAGAUACGCAAAAACGAAAUGUUUUGAGCCCACAUUUUGAUAGACCAGGUGAUAUGGUUGUAAUUACAUAGAAUUACCUAUGCAUUAAAUUUUGUAAUUUAUUCUACUUUAUAAUGAAACUGAGUAUUUGAAUUUAGUGUGUAAAAUGGCUAAUAAAUAUUUACACUUUU